Schizophyllum commune H4-8 is the source of this 1122-nucleotide messenger RNA. RefSeq lists its product as uncharacterized. The coding region runs from base 52 to 867 and encodes 271 amino acids. NCBI's taxonomy places the organism in Eukaryota, Fungi, Basidiomycota, Agaricomycetes, Agaricales, Schizophyllaceae. The record is from RefSeq and is a predicted model, not a curated record. The transcript has 2 exons.
UCGGCCGUCCAUUCAAGAAGUUUCUCCCUCUACUCUCACAACGCAACUCCCAUGGACGCACUUCCCGCAGAAUUGUGGUGCGCUAUCUUCGAGUUCGCAUGCACGGACGAUGGUAGCACGGGCGCGUCCCUUGCGCUAGUGUCCUCGUACGUUCAGCUGCUCUCACAGCAAUACCGUCUACAGUCCAUCGCCAUACGCGGCCGUACCCAGCUUGCGCGACUCGCCCGCAAGCUAGAAACUCUCCCGCUCUCACACCGUCCCCGGAGUCUGUUCAUGACGCUCUCCGACGCGGAGCUCGGAUAUGUCGCACCCUUAGAUGCGCACCGCGUUCUCGAGCUCGUCGCGCCCCGAAUCCAGGCGCUACAUCUGCAUCUGCUCCGCGUCACGCGCAUCAGCCUGCCGGCAUGUCCCAGGCUUGCUGAACUCACGAUCGACGGCCCUCUCGUCGAGGCCAAUCGCGAGCUCCCGGCCCUGCGAAUACUGCGCAUAUCGCCCACUGCGCAGCGCGCGACCGCCGUUCUCCGCGACCUACGGCGGGUAGGCCCCGGCUUACAGGAAAUUUAUAUUCCUCUGCGUGUAUUGACGCCCCACGAAGUCAUGAGUGCUCUCGGCAUAGCACCACGGAAUGCGGACGGGAUCCCACGACGCCUUCCAACCGAAGCUCUCCUGCCCGCGUCCCUGGAGCUUCUCUGUCUCGAAGAAGAUAGGCUCUCAACGGACGCUUCCGAUGCACAUUGUCCGCGGCAGCAACAGCUCUCGCGCAAAUUUUGGGAACUUGCAGCGAAGGAAACGCGCUUACGAGUGGCUCCGCGCGUCUUGGAUGAUGGGUGUGGAACUGUCGGACGUUGGCAGAGCAAGGGGCUAUGAUGGAGCGAGGGCGCUGUAUCUCCAGUUUCGUUGGGCGCAGCGCUCGGUGGGUAGUGUGGUACGCGUGGAUGAUACCGGCCAUGAUGAACCAUCAGCUCGACUCAAUUGACGACCGUGUAGCCUUUGAUACGGCCUGUGUCGCCGCAAACCAUUUUCCAUUCAUAGUCACCCAAGACUUUGUACGCCCGUUGUCUCUUCAGAGGCGCGAAGCACAUGCGAGUACACUCUGAGAUCAAUCAUGUCAGCGACUAACCG